AUGCUGCUGCUGCGCCGCCUUUCCCUUCGCCGCCAGCUGCAGCGGUCACAAGCUCUGCAGCAGCAGCAGCAGCAGCAGCAGUUUAUUGACUUUCCCCUCCCCAGGCCGUUGCCUAGAGGUCAGCUGGCGGCCGACUGCUCAGGGCUGAAGGGAUGCAGCAACAGCAGCAGCAACAGCAGCAGCAGCAGCAGCAGCAGUAGCAAAUGUGGCAACUGCAGUAGCAGGAGCCUGGGCUCCCGCCUUGUCAGCAGCAGCAGCAGCAGCAGUCCGUCUUGCUGCAGCGCAUGCAGCAGCAGGAGCUCUGUGGACCUGAGGAGCAGGAUGGGUAUCAGCAGCAGCUGCUGCUCUAGUUGCUGCGGCAGCAGCAACAGCAGCAGCAGGGUCUACUGGCGUUUGAACAGUUCGCGUUUGCUGCACCGAAGCCAUUUGGCUAAGAAGCUGCAGCAGCAGGACCUUCGUCGAUACAAACACCUUGACGACAUCCCCAAUGCAGCAGCAGCAGCAGCAGCAGCUGCAGCAGCAGCAGCAGCAGCAGGCAACGGCCAGGCCCUGAGGAUAGAAAAGGAAACCUUUGCGCGGGAGCUGCUGCAGCAGCAACAUGCCAUUGCAACACUGUUUUCAGAGGAGCAAAAGGCAGCUCUUUUCGGCAAAGCUGCAGCAGGGGCAGCAGCAGAUACGUCUGCAGCAGCAGAAGCAGCAGGCAGCGCGGAAGCACCCUCAGCAGCAGCAGCAGCAGCAGCAGGAAGGACCAAGCGGCGGCUCACUGAAGAGCAGCAGCAGCAGCUGGAUAGACACCUGAGGAAGGCAAUGAAGGCCUGGCGCCUCCUGAGGCCAGGAGCAGACCCUUUCUAUAAGGAAGACGCAAUGCUGAAUUUAGAGAGCCAGUUGAACUCUUUGACUCUGGAGCACUCCCCGCUGCAGCAGGAGCUGCUGCUGCAGCAGGAGCAGCAGCAAGGCGAAGAUGGCCUUGUCCCUCCCUCAGUAGGUCCCGGUGUACAUACACCCCAGCUGCAGCAGCAGCAGCCGCAGCAGCAGCAGCAGCAGCAGCAGCAACAGCAGCAGAACCUUCUCAGCAGCAGUGCCCCCACCUCCGCAGCCGCAGUCCCAGCAGCAGCAGCAGCAGCAGCAGCAGCAGCAGCAGGUGCGAUCUGCUGCGCGCAGGCAAACCCCCUGUCCUUCAACCUUCCCGUUUUAAACCCGAGGGCAUUCGUGCUUGCUGUUGCUGCUGUGUCUUUGAGCCUGGGAGAUGACCUGCAGCAGCUGCUGCUGCUGCUGCAGGUCGACAAGCAGCUGCUGCCCCCCCGCCACCACCCCAAGCGGCUACUGCUGCUGCUGGAGGCCUUCAGCAAGACCUUCCGCCUUGAGAAAACUCCCGCUGCUGCUGCUCCCUGGGCUGCGCGCUGCUGGCCGCGGCUGCGGCCAUUUAUGCCACCGGCGCUUCAGAAGUUGACCGAGCAGCAAGUGGCAGCGUGGCUAGCUAGCCACCUGGAGCGGGUGGUGGCUAGCCAGCGGCGGCAGCUGCUGCUGCCACGCGUGGCCCCACAGGCUGCCAGCAGCAGCUCGCCUCCCGUGUCUUUGAGCCCGACCUACUGCAGCAGCAGCGGCAGCAGCCCGGAGAGCAGCACGGAUGAGCGUUUUGCUGCUGUUUGUCUUCGCCGUUUGAGAGACCCUUUUUAUGAUGUUGGCUUCGACGCUCUCUUCGACUCUUUUCUCAUCAAAGAAGAAGCUGUUGACAGUUUGCUGCUGCAGCAGCAGCACGCUGACGCCCCACAGAUACUCAAGGGCCUUGCUGCCUUCUUCGGGCUGACGGGACCUGACGGCAAAGGUGUCUAUACACCUGAAGUUGAGGCUGCUGUCUCUCGCCUUUUUGGAUCCUUAGCAGAAGUUGGUCUCUCCGAUUGGCUGUGCGCGGGCCCUGAGACAUUUGAGGAUUACCUGCCUUACGGGGACAUUCCGCCUGUGUCUGUGUCCCGGCAAGACAUGGAGACGGCUCGGCUUUUAAUUGCUGCUGCAGCAAAAGGCAAAGGCAACCUUCUUGACUUUGAUGCAGCAAACCCUUACAAGCUGCUCCACGGCAUUCCAGCCAAGACUGUGGAGGAGGAGCUGCAGGAGCUGCCUGAGAAUCCUUUUUUUCCCAGUAAAGAUUUGGACCGUCUUUUUGAUUUGGAGGAAGCAGCUCGCUGCAUCGACCCAGCAGCAACAGCAGCAGCAGCAGCAGGACCCCACACUGCUUCUGAUGAGACGCUGCGCAAGUUCAAAGCCAAAUACGGCAUUACGCCACUCGAGGCAUUAGAGCUGCGGCAGACGCUGCUGCAGGCCAACAGAAUGAUGGCCAUGACCAAACAGGGGCGGGUGUACUACUACCGGGCGAUCGUGGCUGUGGGGAACGGGCGGGGGCUGUUUGGGAUCGGGAUCGGGUUUGGCAGCAAACCCAAAGAAGCUCGAAGUGCUGCUGCUUUAGCAGCAAUUCAAAACAUGAAGCUGCUGGACCUCGACAAAGACAAAACCCUCACCACGCCGCAGCACGCGCAGGAAUACUCCGCCCACGUCAAAAGUAAGCAGCAGCAGCAGCAGCAGCAGCAGCAGCAGCGGCAGCGGCAGCGGUGGUAG
Molecule: messenger RNA, 2610 nt
Organism: Eimeria tenella
Lineage: Eukaryota; Apicomplexa; Conoidasida; Eucoccidiorida; Eimeriidae
Exons: 11
Coding region: 1-2610 (869 amino acids)
Biological process (GO): translation
Cellular component (GO): ribosome
Molecular function (GO): structural constituent of ribosome; RNA binding
Source: RefSeq, a predicted model, not a curated record